Messenger RNA from Nannospalax galili (Upper Galilee mountains blind mole rat), 2870 nucleotides. RefSeq names its product inter-alpha-trypsin inhibitor heavy chain 3 (gene Itih3). Bases 86 to 2755 code for a protein of 889 amino acids. Gene Ontology annotation, molecular function: serine-type endopeptidase inhibitor activity. Gene Ontology annotation, biological process: hyaluronan metabolic process. Lineage: Eukaryota; Metazoa; Chordata; Mammalia; Rodentia; Spalacidae. The transcript has 22 exons. The record is from RefSeq and is a predicted model, not a curated record.
CCCCAUAGUGUAGGUCACUGACCCUGCUUGGAAAACACUGGGCUAGCUCAUAUAAGGAAAGCAGGUCAGACCUGUGUGCUCAGCAAUGGCGUUUGUGUGGUGGCCCUGCCUUGUUUUGACUCUGUUCUUUGGCUUGGAGACCUCUGGCUUUCCGAGAAGUCCCCUUCGACUGCUUGGGAAACGGAGCCUCCCAGAAGGGGUGGUCGACGGCAUUGAAGUCUACAGUACCAAGAUCAGCUGCAAGGUGACCUCCCGCUUUGCUCACAAUGUUGUCACUACAAGGGCUGUCAACCGUGCAGACAAAGCCAAGGAGGUUUCCUUUGAUGUGCAGCUGCCCAAGACCGCCUUCAUCACCAACUUUACCUUGACCAUCGAUGGUGUCAUCUACCCUGGGAACAUCAAGGAAAAGGAAGUUGCCAAGAAGCAGUAUGAAAAGGCUGUGUCACAGGGCAAGACAGCUGGCUUGGUCAAGGCCUCUGGGAGGAAGCUGGAGAAAUUCACAGUGUCAGUCAAUGUGGCCGCAGGCAGUAAGGUCACCUUUGAGCUAACCUACGAGGAGCUGCUCAAGAGGCACAAGGGCAAAUAUGAGAUGUACCUCAAGGUCCAGCCCAAACAACUGGUCAGACACUUUGAGAUUGAUGCACACAUCUUCGAGCCCCAGGGCAUCAGUAUGCUAGAUGCUGAGGCCUCGUUCAUCACCAAUGACCUCCUGGGAAGUGCCCUCACCAAGUCCUUCUCAGGGAAAAAGGGCCGUGUGUCUUUCAAGCCCAGCCUAGACCAACAGCGCUCAUGCCCAACCUGUACAGACUCCCUCCUCAAUGGGGACUUCACCAUCACCUAUGAUGUGAACAGAGAAUCUCCAGCCAAUGUGCAGAUAGUCAAUGGCUACUUCGUGCACUUCUUUGCACCGCAAGGCCUUCCAGUGGUGCCUAAGAACAUAGUCUUUGUGAUUGAUGUCAGCGGCUCCAUGUAUGGUCGGAAAAUGCAGCAGACCAGGGACGCUCUUCUCAAAAUUCUGGAAGAUAUGAAAGAGGAGGACUACCUGAAUUUCAUUCUGUUCAGUGGUGAUGUGACCACCUGGAAAGACCACUUAGUUCAAGCCACGCCUGAUAAUCUCAAGGAGGCCAGGGCAUUUGUGAGGAGCAUUAAAGAUCAAGGAAUGACCAACAUCAAUGAUGGACUGCUGAGGGGCAUCAGUAUGCUGAACAAGGCCCGGGAGGAGAAACUUGUUCCUGAGAGGAGCACCUCUAUUGUUAUCAUGUUGACAGAUGGGGAUGCCAAUACUGGUGAGAGCAGACCAGAGAAGAUCCGGGAGAAUGUCAGGAAUGCCAUCGGGGACAAGUUCCCUUUGUACAACCUGGGCUUUGGUGACAAUCUGAAUUAUAAUUUCCUGGAUACUAUGGCCCUGGAGAACAAUGGGUUUGCCCGGCGCAUUUAUGAAGACUCGGAUGCUGACUUGCAGUUACAUGGCUUCUAUGAGGAGGUGGCUAAUCCACUAUUGACAAGUGUGGAGGUGGAGUAUCCAGAGAAUGCCAUCCAGGACCUCACCAAGAACAAUUACCCCCACUUCUAUGAUGGCUCUGAGAUUGUUGUAGCCGGGCGCCUUGUGGACAGGGACAUGAACAACUUUAAGGCAGAUGUGAAGGGCCAUGGGGCCAUGAACGACCUGACCUUCACAGAGGAGGUGGACAUGAAGGAGAUGGAGGCAGCUUUGAAGGAGCAAGGCUACAUCUUUGGGAACUACAUUGAGCGGCUCUGGGCUUACCUCACUAUUGAGCAGCUAUUGGAGAAACGUAAGAAUGCCUAUGGUGAGGAGAAGGAGAACCUCACAGCCCAGGCCCUGGAGCUAUCCCUCAAGUACAAUUUUGUGACUCCACUGACCUCCAUGGUGGUGACCAAGCCUGAGGACAAUGAGAACCAGGCAGCCAUUGCUGAUAAGCCUGGGGAAGAAGCGAACUCUGUGAUCCCCUCCACGGCCUACAUGACCAGCUACCAGCCUCCUCAAACACCUUACUAUUAUGUGGAUGGGGACCCCCACUUCAUCAUCCAAGUUCCAGAAAAAGACGAUGCCCUCUGCUUCAACAUUGAUGAGGAUCCAGGCACUGUGCUGAAUCUCAUUCAGGACCCAGUCACAGGCCUCACUGUUAAUGGGAAGAUCAUUGGAGACAAGGGCAUUAGCCCUGAUUCCAAGACCAGGAAGACUUACUUUGGCAAACUGGGCAUUGCCAAUGCUCAGAUGGACUUCCGGAUUGAGGUGACCACGGAUAAGAUCACCCUGUGGAAUGGGGAUGAACGGAGCACUUUCAGUUGGCUGGACACAAUCAUGGCCACUCGGGUUGGGCUGUCUGUAACAAUCAACAGGAAGAAGAAUAUGGUGGUCUCCUUUGGAGAUGGGGUUAGCUUCGUGAUUGUCUUGCAUCAGGUUUGGAAGAAACAUCCAGUUCACCAAGACUUCCUAGGGUUCUACGUGGUAGACAGCCACCGGAUGUCAGCACAGACGCAUGGGUUGCUGGGGCAAUUCUUCCAUCCCUUUGACUUUGAAGUGUCUGACAUCCACCCAGGCUCUGACCCCACAAAGCCAGAUGCCACAAUAGUGGUGAAGAACCAUCGAUUGACGGUCACAAGGGGCUCCCAGAAAGAUUUCAGAAAGGAUGUCAGAGUUGGCACGAAAGUCACCUGCUGGUUUGUCCAUAACAAUGGGGAAGGGCUAAUUGACGGUGUCCACACUGACUAUAUUGUCCCCAGUCUGUUCUGAAUAAACAUGACAGCUGCUGCUGAAAUGGAAGUCAGCUUGCCUGGUAUCUGGAACAGGGGCACAGGAUGGAGCCUGUGGGAAGGAACUGGACAAUAAAGCCAAGCAUGGAAACCAG